This is a messenger RNA of Clunio marinus, 3615 nucleotides long. NCBI's taxonomy places the organism in Eukaryota, Metazoa, Arthropoda, Insecta, Diptera, Chironomidae. The record is from the annotation of a GenBank genome assembly.
AUGACAUCAAAAUUUCUUCUUCUUUUAACUUUGAAUGUUUAUUACAAUUUCAUGGAAAUUCAAGCAUCAUUCACGGGAUGUGAUCUUAUCAAGGUUAUAAGCUUGACAGGUCAAUCGAUUGUUGUUAAUUAUCCUGGAACAGCCAAGGCUGGAUCUAACUGUCGUUACAUAGUCAAAUCACCUGUGAACACAGCGGUCGAAGCGUCUUGUACUUUCAACACUGCGGGGUCUCAACCAUAUUGCACUCUACAACGAUUCCUGAUUUCCAGAAGCGGAGACUUAGAGACAAGAGAUGCGAGUUAUGUAUGUGGAAAAGGAUCAACAAUUCAAAAAUCAAUUGGAAAUGAAAUUGUCGUUGCUUUUACAUCAAAUGUUCUUGGUUCAGGAAGUUUUCAAUGUAAAUUCAAAUCAAUUACACCUUCCGAUUCAAAUUGUGAUUGCGGUUGGAAUGUUCAGUCAAGAAUUGUUGGUGGCAGUUAUGCGAGUGCCAACGAAUUUGUCAGUCAUGCUGGUCUGGUUUAUAGUAAGACUGGAGAAGUAUUCUGUGGAGCUAUCAUUGUUACUCAAAAUUGGGCAUUGACUGCUGCACAUUGUUUCGCUGCUUAUCCGACUGCAUCUACAAUUGGAUUACUUGUCGGUGAUCAUGAUUUAAAGAGCGGAUCGGAUACAAUUUGGGCAGCUUUAUAUCAACUCCAAAGCUAUAAAAAACAUGAAAAGUACAACAUAGAAACGAAUGCGAACGACAUCGCUUUGGCGAGGACAAAAACUUAUAUAAAAUUUAAUCGAGGCGUUGGACCUGCUUGUAUGCCCUACACUUUCAUGCAUAACGACAUUUACUUUGAUGGAAAAUCUCUGUCAGCUGUUGGUUGGGGUGUCACUGAAUAUGCUGGUCCAUCUUCAAAUAUUCUCAAGAAGGCACAAAUUCAAGUCGUCAACUUACAAACAUGUUUGCAACAAAACAAAUUCAUUGACAAUACAAAAAUUUGCACCAAAGAAAGUCAAAGUGGAUCUUCAUGCAGUCGUGACAGUGGCGGAGGUUUGUAUUGGUCGUAUGGAAAAAAAUACGCUGUUGGAAUCAUCAGUUAUGGAACUUACUGCGCAUCAUCAGUUCCUUCAGUAAACACCAGAAUUACAAGCUACAUCAAUUGGAUUGAGACAGAUCCUUAUGCAAAUUGUGAUUGGACAGUCGAGUUCAUCGCAACAGGUCAAACAUAUUAUGAAAGCAACUCUCAAAACGAUGGAUCUUGUCGCUUCAAACUAAUUUCACCAGUCAACACCUUCAUUGAAGGAAGUUGCACCGUUUAUCUUGAUCCAUACUAUUCAUGCAGCACACGAAGAUUUUUAUCUUCUAGAAGUGGCUACAAUGACAUGCGAGAUGGAUAUCAAUUCUGUUAUUCAGGCAAAUACAAUUUGAAAAGUAUUGGCAAUGAAUUGGUCAUUUCUAUCGAGAAGGGAUUCGCGAGUGCUGGAAGUUUCAAUUGUGAAUUUACAGCUGUUGCCCCGACCAAUGAUAACUGUGAUUGUGGAUGGAAUGUUCAUUCAAAAAUUGUUAAUGGAGAAGCAACCCAAGUUAAUGAGUUUGUAUCUCAUGUUGGAUUAGUUGAUGCUGCUACCUCAGAUAUUUUCUGUGGUGGAAUAAUUAUCAAUCAGCAAUGGAUUGCAACUGCCUCUCAUUGCUUCGAUGCCUUUCCCGAUUAUACUAAAACAGUCGCACUUGUCGGUGACCAUGACAUUACAAUGGGAUCGGAUACUACAAAUACUGCAUUAUAUAAAUUGAAAGGAUUUGUUAAACAUCCUGAAUAUGAUCAAGACAAAAAAUCUAAUGAUAUCGCUUUAGCUGAAAUUGAUGGCUACAUCAAAUAUAACCCUGGUGUUGGACCUGCUUGUUUGCCUUACCUUUACAAAAAUUUCAUUUUUGAUGGUGUAGUCCUUACAGCUGUGGGAUGGGGAACAACUUCAUUUGGAGGACCGUCUUCUGAUAUCUUACAAAAAGUGGAUUUGCCUGUUAUGAAUAAUGAAAAAUGUGCUACUGCAUUAAAGGAUGUUGAUGUCAUUAUUGACGAUACAAAAAUAUGCACCGAUGGACAAGGAGAACGAGAUACAUGCGGAAAAGACAGUGGGGGUGGAAUGUAUUUUUUCAGCAAUCGUUAUUACGCCAUUUCUUUGGUUAGUUUUGGAGUUUAUUGUGCAUCAUCUUAUCCAUCAGUCAACACAAGAUUGGACAAAUAUCUCGGGUUCAUUGAAACUUAUUCAAAAGGAUUCAUUUGUCAGAAAUAUUAAUGAUGAAUUGUUUGUUGGGCAUAAAGCAUGUGAAAUAUUUUAAAAUCAAAUGUAGAUUCAGUGUAGAAUGAUUUUGAGAAUUUAUAUAAAGAUACGCAACAUUAACAUAUUUUGACACAGUUUUUUAAUAUUGUAAAUUUACAUUGAAAAGCACGAAUCAUUAAUAAAACGGAAAAUCUAACAUUGAAGAAUGUUUACGGCAUUCUCAAUUAAAUUUAACAACAUCAAAACUAAUUAAAUACAAUAACAAAAUUUUCUCUGUUCAGCAUCUUCAAUACAUUUGCUUUGACUUCCAUACUUGUUAAGCCUUUCUACAGGUCCAACUAUUUCGUGUUUACUACAGGUGAGACCAUCCAUACAGCGAACGGUUGCUUGCAUUAUUCCUUUUGAAGGAUCCACAUCAAAUGAUAUAAGAAAAUCAGUUACUUUUCCAGAAGACUUCACCAAAUCCACUUUGUGUGUUGAACGAAUAAAGUCCAAUGUUAAAUUGGCACAUUUGGGGUAAUCAGAAAGAUCUUUGUUCAACUUUUCUAAAACUAUGUUAGCAAAUUUCUCAGUUAUGGUCGAAUUCAAAUUAACUUCUUCGAAGUUUUUACAAGCACACCAUUCUUCACGAAUCCCAGCGUCUUCACAAACUCGAUCAAUUGGAAUCUCUUCGAAUAUACUUUGACAAUUAGGGCAGGUGACAUUCCAUUCCUUGUAAUUCUUUUCGGUCCCUCCAACAAUUUGUAAAAUAUGUUUAACAGUCAAGUGAACGUCAUAAGGAGAAAAAAGACGAUUUUCAUUCUUUUUCAGAUUUUCAACUAUUUCUGGAUGAGAAUCUUGAAACUUUUUUGGUAUCCAAAGGAAGAAAAAUGGUAAACGUUCCUCCACCCAUCCGAUAAAAUGACGCCGAAAACGACCAAAACGUGCGCCAUGAUCACUGAAGAAAAUAACGAUCGUGUUGUCCAAAAUUUUAAGACUGUCAAGCAUUUUUAGAUAAUCCAACAUUUUUCCAUCCAUUGAUGACGGUAAAUUAAAGUCAUUAUGUGAAAAUGAAAUUGACCAAAUCAAUCCGAAUGAAGGUUUAUCUCUAAACAUUCUCAUAAAAUCGAACGCAUAUUGAUAGAGAUAAUCGAGAUAGUACUGAUAGCCUACGAAAGCUUUGAAACCCGAUUUUCUAUUUAUGUCAUCACAUUCGCCCGCCUUCAACUUUUUGUCUAAUAGUGCUGCAAAAGUUUGAAAAUAGUAGUCGACAGAAUUUUCCUUAAAACCACUUUUAAAAUAUCUGAAUGUACUCGCACCAAAGGAAUCCUCGCCAUAAAUGGUGGCAUAGCCAGCAUCUUUGAAAUCCUC